GAUUAUUGGGACAUCGGUUUCUGUCUUCUAUAGUGCUUAUGGCUUUUUCGUAUAAAUUUGUUGGAAACUCCGUGGUAUUGGGAUUCUUUCUUUAUUGUCCCCAUUGUCGUUCAUCCACAUUACAUUCAUUUAGUCUAGUUAUUCUCACCCAAAAGAAAAACGGGCAUCAUGAAAUUGGUACUUGUGUCUGUUAUUGCUGCUUUAGGUUCUACCAUUGUCGCCGACUCACUCCCAUAUGACAUCGAUAGUGACUGGGCACCCGCGGGUCCUGGUGAUGGUAUAUAUCCUUCCACAUAAUCCAUCUAUCACCAUACUGCUCAAUCUUCUAGAGCAAGAAGUAAACUUGAGCCCUAGUUGCAAAAUACCUCUCACAUUUCAAAUCCUAGAUAAAUACUAACAUUUUUGACAACAGUGAGAGGACCAUGUCCUAUGCUUAACACUCUCGCCAAUCACAAUAUCCUCCCUCACAAUGGCAAGAACCUCACUGAGGAAAUCACUAUCCAAGCCCUUAUAGACGGUGUCAAUUUUACCAGCUCUCUCGGAAAAUUUCUCUUCAAUUUUGCGCUUACGACGAACCCUGUUAGUGGGACCGGAAUGUUUGAUUUAGACCACCUGGGAAUUCACAAUAUUCUGGAACACGAUGCUAGUCUGAGGUACGCACUUCACUUCUGUUUCUCCCACAGUCCUCUUCCAUAAGACUAAAAUUACAUUCUCUAGUCGACCAGACGACUUUCACAACCCCUCCGACGUCUUUGACCCGGUCAUAUUCAACGAGACAAAAUCCUACUGGACAGGAGAGAUCAUUGACCUCGAGGCAGCCGCCACAUCCCGUCAUGCUCGGGCGGAAACCUCGGUAGCCACCAACCCAGGCUUUAUGCUUUCCAACAUCGCAAUGGGAUUUGCUUAUGGAGAGGUAGCCGCUUACCUGAUGGUUUUUGGGAAGGAUGAAGAUGGGAGAAAAGCUGGACAGGCUAGAAAGGAUUGGGUCACAUAUUUGUUUGGUGGGUUUUAUUUGACUUGCUAGUCGGUAUUGGGAGGCUAACCUUUUUUGUGAUAGAACAAGAAAAGUUACCUACGGAAUUAGGUUGGAUAACUCCAAAUCCUGCUAUUUCGAACUUGGAGUUGUGUCAGAUGACUCAAAAUGUCUUUCGAACUACGGGAACUACGAAGCAGGUGGCUGAGGCAUGGUUCCCUUGCUUCCUUUUCGGUGCUUCAUGAUAUGAGCAUAAGGCGACCAUUUUUAUGAGGAUCAAAUUCUCAUUUAUACGUUCAUUGA
This is a messenger RNA of Hymenoscyphus albidus, 1276 nucleotides long. NCBI's taxonomy places the organism in Eukaryota, Fungi, Ascomycota, Leotiomycetes, Helotiales, Helotiaceae. The record is from the annotation of a GenBank genome assembly.